Messenger RNA from Phasianus colchicus (ring-necked pheasant), 8797 nucleotides. It is a transcript of the gene SPPL2B, whose product is annotated as signal peptide peptidase like 2B. Gene Ontology annotation, biological process: membrane protein proteolysis. Gene Ontology annotation, molecular function: aspartic endopeptidase activity, intramembrane cleaving. The record is from RefSeq and is a predicted model, not a curated record. NCBI's taxonomy places the organism in Eukaryota, Metazoa, Chordata, Aves, Galliformes, Phasianidae. Gene Ontology annotation, cellular component: lysosomal membrane; lumenal side of endoplasmic reticulum membrane; cytoplasmic side of endoplasmic reticulum membrane.
CCUUCGGGGGUUGGAGGCAGUAGUUCGGUGCUGGCCCCGUAGCCCUGGCUGGAGCUGUGGUGCGGGUGGGCCCGGCCCCGCUCGGUCGGAAGGUGGUCCCAUAUUGGGGCUUUAACAAUGCGGAGAGGGGGCUGCCGGCAGCAGUGAGAUGGUGUACUGCGAGUAUGGAAUGGUCCAUGUCCUUUCAGAGAAAGGGAGCAGCAAAGGCAAGGACUACUGUAUCCUCUUCAACUCCCAGUGGGCCCAUCUGCCACAUGAUCUGGGUAAAGCUUCACUCUUGCAACUGCAGGAUCAGACAGCAUCUGUUUUGUGUUCUCCUUCUGAUGUACCUGAUGGGGGGUUUAAUAAUCGAAUCCCCAUGGUGAUGCGAGGGAACUGCACCUUCUAUGAGAAAGUGAGGCUUGCUCAGAUAAAUGGAGCUCGUGGGCUGCUGAUUGUUAGCAGAGAGAGACUGGUCCCUCCAGGGGGUAACAGGAGCCAAUAUGAAGAGAUUGAUAUUCCCGUUGCUCUGCUCAGCUAUUCUGAUAUGUUAGAUAUUGUUAAGAGCUUUGGCAGGUCAGUGAAGGGAGCAAUGUAUGCACCAAAUGAGCCUGUGCUCGAUUACAACAUGGUCAUUAUAUUUGUCAUGGCUGUGGGGACUGUGGCAAUUGGAGGCUACUGGGCAGGAAGCAGAGAUGUGAAAAAGCGAUACAUGAAGCACAAACGUGAUGAUGGGGCAGAGAAACAUGAUGAUGAAACAGUUGAUGUGACUCCAAUAAUGAUCUGUGUGUUUGUAGUGAUGUGCUGCUCAAUGCUGGUCCUCCUCUAUUUCUUUUAUGACCACUUAGUCUAUGUUAUCAUAGGAAUAUUCUGCCUGGCUGCCUCAAUUGGCCUUUACAGUUGUCUGUCUCCUUUUGUAAGAAGAUUCCCAUUGGGAAAGUGUAGAAUCCCAGACAACAACUUGCCUUAUUUCCACAAGCGUCCACAGGUCCGGAUGUUGUUGUUAGCUGUGUUCUGUAUCUCUGUCAGUGUAGUCUGGGGAGUCUUCAGAAAUGAAGAUCAAUGGGCCUGGGUUCUGCAAGAUGCUUUAGGAAUUGCUUUCUGUCUUUACAUGCUGAAAACAAUUCGCCUGCCUACAUUUAAGGGUUGUACCUUGCUCCUCCUCGUUCUUUUUGUCUAUGAUGUAUUCUUUGUAUUUAUCACACCGUUUCUAACAAAGACUGGAGAGAGUAUAAUGGUGGAAGUGGCUGCAGGCCCAUCUGAUUCUGCCACUCAUGAAAAGCUCCCAAUGGUCUUGAAGGUCCCACGACUGAACUCCUCCCCACUGGCUCUGUGUGACAGACCUUUUUCUCUCCUAGGAUUUGGAGACAUCUUAGUUCCAGGUUUACUGGUGGCCUAUUGCCAUAGAUUUGAUAUUCAGGUGCAAUCAUCCAGAGUAUAUUUUGUAGCCUGCACAAUAGCAUAUGGCAUAGGCCUUCUUGUGACCUUUGUCGCCUUGGCGUUAAUGCAGAUGGGUCAGCCAGCUCUGCUCUACUUGGUACCCUGCACUCUAAUCACCAGCUUUGCUGUGGCUCUUUGGAGAAAGGAGCUUGCAAUGUUCUGGACGGGCAGCGGCUUUGCGAAAGACCUACCUCAGCCUCCCUUGGUGAUAGCUUCUGUCAACUGCCCUCAGCUUCCUAAAGAUAGCAACGUACCAGCUUCUCAACAAGAGACAGAGGAAAUGGCCGACCCUACCCUGCAUGUGAAGGAGCUGCACAGCCCUACUUUGGCUGCAGAGGAACCAGCUGAUAACGACACAAAGACGGAACAGUCAGAAGUUUCUAUCACAAAGAGUGAAGAACCAGCUGGGCACAACAAGGUUGACCUUGAAAGUAAAUCUCUAAACCUCGAGCAAAAACAGCUGGAAUAAACAAUUUGAUAGGAACUCCGUAUUUUCCCUUACAAACAUUCAUGUAAAACCAGUAUGUAUUUAGACUGGUUCAGUAGUAUUCACGUUCAUUGAGGAACCUCGGUGGGAGUCUGAUCAUCAAAUCCAACAAAGAAUGUUCUGCCUCCAGCUUUGGUACAGCUAUACACUUCAAACAUAUUUGAAAUAUGGUGCUCUACAAGGGUUCUGAUGUAUGGAUUUCAAUUAUCAUUUUAUUAGUGAAUGCCUUUGACUGAUCCAUUUUAAUUAUACCAGGGUAGUAUUAAGAGUCUUUAUUUACACAGUACUCUGUGCUUUGUGGCUAUUUUUGCUGCUUUAGCAUAGUGUAGGUUAACGUGGAAGAAAAGCAUUGAACAAGUCUGCUACAAUGCUUAGCUGAAAGAAACACGAGAUGACUUUAGCACUUUCCCUAUUGUCACCUUUUACUUUUUCUACUUGUCAAAGCCAUUGAUGCAAGGGAAUGCUUUAGUAUAAGCUGACAUUCAGGAAAUGCAGAGAGUGGUUAAAUUACAAGCCUCUGAAAGGAUUUAUACUACCAAGGUGCAUUAAAUGCAUCUCUUAAACUUCUUUCUUUUUACUUCCAGGUACCUGUGUUGGCUACUAGUCUAGUUUAAAAGGUAGGAUGAAUGGAGCUACAGCUCGCUAAGCACUCCAUGAACUCCAGGGGUUGUCUCUGAAAAGAAGGUGUUUGUAACAGAACACCACCUGGUAGAAUAAGGAUAUUAAGAAUGUUUGCUUUAGAAAUGAAAUAAGCCAAUAAUUAAGCAAAUAGGUAGUAAUGUUAAACUAAACUUAAUUAUUUUCACUGGGGAAAAUGUUACAGUAAAACAGCAAAAAGAAUAAGUAAUACCUCAAGAGCCCAAACUGAUGAACUUUAAGGAACAUAGUUGUGGUCACUUACUGAAGAAAAGAGUCUGUUUUCAUUCUCAAGGGAACACACGGUGCUAUAGUAGGUUGUGAUUUAAAGCUACUUGCUGCUUAGUAACCAAUCAGCUGCCUCAAAUAAUGUUAUGUCUUCAUCCCAGAAGUAGCUGAAGCGUGGCCUGUCAGGUUCUGGAAAGAGGCUGUGAUCUAACCAUUUUGCCCCUCUUGCUAAGUGACAGUGCAAAGGACACAGUUUGUAAGUGUAAAACUAUUUGGGUGCAGGUGGUCUUAAUUUAUAUUCCUGAAAUUAGACAUUUUCUUGUGUAACGUGAUUGAGUCUUUUAUGGGGAGAUGACGAGAUUUGUGUGCCAUUUGUUCUACAUAUGAACAUUUGGCUUUAUCAAAAGCGUUUGUGUUUUACAUUUAAAUUGCAGUCCCCUAAUGCCUCAAACAAUUCAUGUUAAGUCUGAGAAAGAAAACAGAAGUGUUCUAGGAUCUUGGAACAUGUUUCUAAAUUGCAUGGGAGAAAUGCUUUUCAGAGCAUUUGAGUCUAAAGCAUCAUUUACAAAAGCAUCAUCAUUUUGUCCCAGUCUGAGGCAAUGAUUUUAAAUUAAGAGUCUCCAGUUGGCGUGUUGAGUUCAAUUCCAAAAGGUUCUCCUUUAAUGUCUGUUGUUAAACUUCAGCCUUCAUAUCUUUGGCUAGGUCUUCUAGAAGUUUGCCCCAUGGUUUUCUUUUUUGGAUGCUCAUUUCUCAUCUGUUUUGCAUUGGGUGGUAAUAUUCUUUCUCUGGAAUGUGAAAAAAUUUCUGUAAAACUACAAUGUGGAAUCAGAAUUUUUGCCCUCUUCUUAAAGCCCUGUCUGAUAGGUUGAUUUCAUAGCAUAAGUCCCAAGUCCUGCACUGCAUUUAAUUUAUGAAUGACCCAAAUGGAAGAUAGUAGUAUUAAAGACAUCUGGGUUAUUUUUGUUCUUGUUUUCUUCAAUCUCCUCUUUGAUGGACUACGUCUGCCAGUAGUAAUCUGAAUUUCAACUAACUAAAAAAGCAACGGAGGCAUUUAACUGAAAAUAUCAGCCAGCUGGAUUAUGCCUUAAUUUAAACCAUUGUAUAAGUUUAUAUAUAAACAAAACAAUCCUGUGUUUAAAUAAUGAACUUGACAAACAGCGAUAAAAGUUUGGAGAAUGACUCCAAGUUCUGUGGUGUUGUUUUUUUUUUUUUGCUUUGAUUGUUUUUCAGUCAUAAUACUGGUGGGAGUAAUUUUUAUACAUUGAGGUCAGUAGUUUUCUGAUGAUGAAGCAUUAAGUUUUAUCACCUUCUUAAAAAUGUAUUUUACAUUUGUUCUCAUGUGGGUUAGGAAACAGUUUAUUUCUCAAAUUGUUUGUAACUCGAUGAAAGUGGAAGACUUAUAACACUGAUUAACUUGUAGACACCUGGUAGUUGCUUUAUGUUUCAUUCUAGAUGGGUCUGCAUAUGCUUCACCUUCAUGUUUUGGAUGGUUUUCCAUCUAUUUAAGUGUAAGUUUGUGUGUGUUUUUCUUCUCAAACUACAGAUAUCAGAGUGGGGAAAAAAAAUAGUUACUCAGUGCAAUAUCUCCAGUUAAAGUAUAUAAACAGUUACAUACUUUGACUAUUGCAGUACUGUACACCUUUGGUGCACCAGUUUGGCUGCGACUGUUUGGACCCUGUUCAAUCACUCCCAUCAGAAAGCAAGGUUGUGCUUUUCUGUCUUUCCCUGAAUAUAAAAUUUAAUGUUGUACAGGAAAAUGUCAAAAUAUGUUCAUUGUAGUUGAUUUUUAUUUGAUGAUUGCAGAUGUACAUCCCACACUAAACUUGAGUUAAAAGGCUGCUUUUGGAGUAAUGUUAAAGUGCUUUGUUUUUAACACUUUGGAUUACCUGAGUAGUAAGGGACAGAUUCUUUCCUGGGUCAAAAAUUACUAACCAUGAGUCAAUGCAUUGGACUGACUGGGUUUGACUUGUAUCCUCCUGAAGGGUUGCACAAAUGCAGCUGAAACCAGAAUGUGACAUCAAGGAUCCUCAUGGGAGUGGCAAGGGAGAAGUACCUCAAAUCCUCUGUUAAUUUACGUGAGUCUUCUUUUUCACCUGUCACAUUUCUUUUAUGUUAACAAAUCAAGUUUCCUGAUUUUUGUUGUUUUUUUUUUACCUGAUUCCCUGAUCUCACAUAAUCAGUGAAACUUGUCCUGCAGAAGCUGCUCUUUUUUUUUUUUCAUUACAGUAGCCCUCGGUCUGUUGUUAAGAAUGCCUUCCAUUUUGCAGACAUGAUGCCCAUUUCCGUGCUUUAGAAUUGGUUUUUUGCAUCUGUGAUACAUCAUUACUAAGACACUAUGGCCAUAAUGUUAAUGCCAAUUGAUUUCUAAGUACGCUGGGAAAUACCACGGACUAUGGAGCCAGGAAGAUGGUAGCUACUGAACAGAGCUGCAGUAAUACAAUUUGAAACUUUGCUGAAGGUGACAGCAUCCAUCAGUCAAAUAACACAACAUCUGGGAGAUGUGUAUUUACCUGCAGUUCUUGUUUUGCUCUGUAGCUUUGGUGGGCAGCAGAAUGCUCAGAGUUAUUGUUUUGUUGGGUUUUUGUUGUUCUUUUUAAAGCUGUUUCAAAGUGGAAUUGUUGGGUCACCGUAUGUGUUCAGUGCCUCCUCUGGAUGUUUCACCCUACAGUUUGUAGAGCUUUGUUACUGACUUAGAACAUUUCUCAGUUCUCUGCUUAACUUCUCUACUUCCUAUUAAAUGCCUUUGGCCUUGAAGGAUUCCUUCCUUCCUUUCAUUCAGCUGUUUGUAUACCUCCCCUGGCUAGCCCAGUAAAAAUUAAAAAAUAAAAGCAAAUAAGAGAAUGCCUAUAUUGGCUCUUGAAGUGAGUGCUUGCAUACAGCUCUUUUGCUGUGAGAUCCUACAGUUCUGCCCUGCAGUUUUGUUUCUGUCAUCUCCUUAUCCCAUAGUUGUGUAGUGCAUGUAUCAUUUUUCAUGUAGGAAUGGCAUUCGAAUCAGUAGAUGUGGGGUUGGUGGUGCGGAAGAAGACCAGAUAAUAACUGCAGUGGCCGGCCAUGGGAAGCACAGGAAACCUGAAGUCCAGAAAGAGCAGGGAGUUUAUAGCUUAGUGGGAAAGCAUUGCGGUUGACAGUUCAGAUCUCACCUUACAGAGAUGUGUUUGGUUUUGUCAUGUUAAUAAGAAGCCCUCAGGGCAGAAAUCACAUCAAAGCACACGUUAAAUAGUUGCAGUGCUUUUUCUACCAAGAUAAGAAAUGUUGUAUUUUGAAAUGUAGAUUGAGUUGCAUUGAAUGGCACUUCGGAAUGUUUUCAUUUCAAUAUGUUCUUCUGUGAGUCUUUCACCUUUGAAUAUCAAAGGUGAAAUAUUCAUGCAAAUAUUCAGAUUAUGUGGUGGGAGAAUGAGGUUUCACUGUCUUUAGAUCAGUGACAGAUAAUACAUGAUGGCCUUAAAUAGAGUUUUCUUGAACCAGGAAUGAGUAUAUUUUACACCAAGUCAUCAUUUCAGGCAUUAGUACAGAACUUAACCUGGUUUUAUGCAGUUAAUUUGGUUUCAGUUCGUUCCUCCAGCAGUUCUUGGGAAUGCUGUGGCUCUUGAUCCUAUCACUGAUCCACUGGUGGCCAUGGUUGUGAGUGGGCAAUCUCCUGAUCUAAUUUGGAGUUGUAUUCUCUUAACUGAAGACAACAAUUCAGUUUAUCAGAUUUCUUGUUGUAUUUUCCUGCUUGCUAACAUUCCCUAUCUUUGUGUAUGGCAAAACCUCAUUUUAGGGAAAGCUUUGAAAUGAUCUGUAGGCUAGAAAUCUGGAGUUGAGCUACAGCUCUCACACACACUCUGUGAUGUGAACUUCCUUUGGGUGUUCAGUGUAAAAGUUAGUUAGCUGAAAAUAUGCAGAGAUGGGUCUGUUUGGGGAGACAGCCUUGUUCUGUCUGAGUGGUGUCAAUGGCAGUGGUCUGAGCUGCUGUAAGUAGUUGUUGCCCACUUUUCUUCAGCUUGUUCUUUGUCACUUGUCCUCUCCAAGAACUGAAUAGCUCAGUGGGAAGAGACCUUCAAAGAUCAUCACAUCCAACUGCCUGACCUCUUUGGGGCCAACCAGAACUGAAUGAGGGCAUUGUCCCAAUAGGGCAUCCACCACCUCUAAGAAAUGUGCUUCACACCUGAACUGCAGGGUUGUACAUUAUCUUCAUCCUGUGGAGAUGUCACAUCUUAACACUUCAGAUUAAUCUCUUCGGUCCUACAAGUCUCUGACAGAUAGGCUCAGUUUGGCAACAUAGGAAAGCAAAACUCCCUUUUGUAAUGAAAGAUGUGCAUUUACAGCUGUGGUGGUGGAUGAUCUGUGUGUUGUCCUCAUCACAGUACUUUGUUUUUUUGUACAGCCCAUUGCUGGAGGAGCUGGGGAUCUGGUAGCCAUGUUUGAGCAAUGCUAGUGAGUCACUGGGAUGUGUGCAUCAGACAAGAGGCUGCGGGCAAACAGAGCGGUUAUGAACAGGGUUUGUGGGGUAAGACUGGAGAAUAUUUGCUCAAUGCUGCUGUCCUGGAUGUUGAUAGUAAGUUUUUAGGGAGCAGGAGGUAACAUCAGUCAACCAGUUUUAAGAUGUCCAAUGUCUCUGUGAAAGGGCUUUAUGAUAACGUUCAGAUAAUAGCACAUAAGGUGGUGUUGUGAAGACUGCAAACUCUGAGGGUUAUUUCUUUUAGUGCUUCUGAAUACAUCCACUUAAUUCUGCUAGUGUACUCACAAUGAACAAAUUGUGAGUACACAAACUUUUCAAGCUCUUGUUCCAUGAAUUGCUGAAGGAAAGUCUUUCAGUGUUCCAAAAGCUGUGCUGUGAUUUUUACUACUGCUGAGCCUUUGCAGUUUGGCCCCUUAAUAAAACUAAGUGAAUAAUUAAAUAAAAAUCCCCGCUGAGGGAGUUAGCUGGGAUAGGAAGGCUGUGGCAUAAAAGCUCUGUUCAGAUAUCCUUCCCGCACAUGGGCUGUUAAUGCCACAUGCACUGAAGCUGUGGAAAGGAGAUGCAGAAAUGCAGAUGGGUCCUAAAGAGAAGGAAUUUGGUUCUCUAUAACAAUGAAGUCAGUCAUUAACAGUGCUAAUAGCUGAAUAUUCUUCCCUGAUUUUUAUCUUGCUUCUCAUUUGUUUUGUCAGCAAGUCAGUAAUGUAUAUUGGUUUAAUUGGCUGUGUUGCCAAACUGUAGGCAGCCUUAUGUGAAUAGUGUCCCUUUGCACAAACUGUAGAAGAUGUGGUAUUUGCUAGGUGGUUACUUGGAAAAUUGCUGCCUGGUGUCUACAAGAAUAGAUAAACCAGUAACAUGGGGACUUAUAUCUAUGAGAUAUCUAUGGUAGAAGUAAGGCCUGGUGGUGGUUUUUUGGAAACAGUAACAAAACAUGUUCCCUUCUCAGUACCAUCAGCAGCUGAGAGAAAAACAUCAUUUCCAAGUCAUAACAUUUUGACAAACAUUUCUGUUUUUCAGAGGUUGUAGGUCCUCCUGUAAUACCCACACCAGCUCCUUGGUUUUGUCUGGGUGCGUUCUUCCCACCGUAUGCCAAAUAGUUCCAUGGUUUUGAGGUCAGCCCCUUCAUCUGCCUGAUCUGCAGCCUCAUGUCCAGCCAUGCAGUUAAUCAUCCCAGCUAUUUUUGUGAGUGCAAAUGCAUUGUAAGACAUUGCAUUUCCAGUCACCAAGUGUAGGUUUGUUUCUACCUUCUGUGAUUUAAAACACGGGGGGAGGAAAAAAAAAAAACCCAACUAUUGUGUAAUUAACACUGGGGGAGAUGUGAGGACAAGAGCUGAUUUGUGUCCUGGGAGUUUCACUGGAGUGCUCUUGUUGUCUUUUCCAUGGGGUUUUCCAAGUGUGCCCAAAACAGGCAAACACAUUUGGUAAAAGAAAACAAACUUGAAAAAGACUGAUCUGCGGAAAUUGCUGUGUUUUUUUUUCAUCUGUUUUGCUUAAGGAAAAAAAAAAAAAAGGACUUUAGCCUGUUUUAGUUAAAAAAUGUAAAGAUUUUCUAAACCUGUAAAAUAAAGAUACUUAAUUUUUGAACUGAA